Messenger RNA from Purpureocillium lilacinum, 3567 nucleotides. RefSeq lists its product as uncharacterized. NCBI's taxonomy places the organism in Eukaryota, Fungi, Ascomycota, Sordariomycetes, Hypocreales, Ophiocordycipitaceae. The record is from RefSeq and is a predicted model, not a curated record.
AUGGCUUCCGCCUUCGCCGCCGCGCCCGGAUCUCUGAGCAGCCAGGACCUCGACCAACUUGAGGCUCUGGAACCCCGCAAUCUCUCCCCGCCGACUGCUGCCCACCAACCUCACUCCGUCGGCUCCGUCCACAUCGACGACGUCGACUUCCCGGGCCACAACAUCGACUCUGCCUCGCCCACGGCCAAUCUGCUAGAGACCCCGACCGGCUCGACCACCACACCAGGUCACUACCAGUCGAGCGACUUCAGCGACCUCGACGAGGACCCCUUCUUCGGCGCCGACUUCAACAACGUCGAGGCCGGCACCACGCCGUCCUUCCUCGACGACCCGGCCGGCUGGAACCAAGCCCCCUACCUUGCCGACGAGACUGCAUUUGCCCAGGCGCAACAUGAGAUUGACCACGGCAGCCUGUACCCCCUGACCCCGACACAUACUGCCUCUGUUCACGCCACGUCUCCGCCAAGCGAGCGCAAGGACACCGGCGUCACGCGAUCAAUCGCAGAGAGCCUCCCAGACUCCAUCUCUCCACAGCAGCUCCAGAAACCGUUCAAGCCAGCGCCCGUCGUCAUCGCGUCAGCCGACUUUACCCCAAGCCAUAGUGGCAGCAACAGGACAAGCGAGGACGGCCUAGCACCUGCCCCUGUUAUCAUGAACCCCCAGAGUCCGAGAGUGACAGUCUCUAUCUGGGACAAGGAUGACAAUGUCCCGGUCCAGACCGUGGAGCGCUCCUUGGAGGACAGCCCCAACACAGUACGAGGCGGCAUUCAUUCUGCCGGUGACCUCAUCUCAUCUGCCUACGAUGCGCCCUACAUUUCAGGCCACCGCGACUCCCUAGAUCGGUGGCAGAGCGAUUCAAGCCUACGGAGAGGUGGCCUGGAUCCCAGGAACCGCCCCGCUGAAGAGGUGCCUAGCAUCAACGAAGUUAUGAGAGGAAGGAGAACCAGCGAACGCAACCAAGAGGUCGGCAGGUGGCUCUCAGAUAAUCUCGACGACGUGUCCGCGCCGAGGGAGAAGUCUGCGGACGAAAUCCGGGCAAUCGAUGCGGCGGGCUAUGAUGCCAACGACGGGAUUCCUCUCGGCGACUCAACGGAGAACCGAUUCGUCCCCGGCCAGACGUACUACAACGAGGGUGGAGGUGGCCAGCUGAACGACAUCGACCGAGAUAUCAUCGCGGCAAAUCGCAAUUGGGCGGAUGCGCCCGUCCUUCACCAAAUCACUCGAGGCUCUCCAGGUCGGCAUCAGCCACAGUCGUCCCAGGCGGCUAUUGAGAGGUUCGAAAGGCUCUGUCGGGACAACGACUCCAUCAUCUCUCGAUCGGCGACCUGGGGAACGCGCCGCAGAAGCCACCCAAGCGUUUUCGAUCUUGACGUUGAGGGCGUCACCAGUGGAAGCUUCCUGAAGAAGCUGUCCCUAAGCCGGGGCAGUGGUGGCGACAAAAUCAACCGGUCUGGGAGUCUACUCAAGGAUCUCCGAGGCCUCAUCAGAAGGCCAAGCGCCAGUUCCAUGCGAAAGCGCUCCCGCAGCCGCUCGCGUGGCGCGAAAGACGAGGAGCCGCCGCGCCAGUAUGACGAUGAGCCGCAGAUUCAGGGGAAGCGCGACAGCACCCCCCAUCUGUCACCUCCAUCGAGGACAUCCAGCUGGGGUAAGAAGCCGCCUACACCCAGCAUCAACACUGCUCUCGUCAACAUGGCGCACAACUUUGCGUCGAUCGGAACAACGCACUCGCGCAGCGGCUCCAUCAGCGGCGCCACGCCUGUAGCCUCGCCCAAGAACAGCCUCACCAGUAGCCUCAGCGUGCGGAAUACGCUCAGGCGGCCCAGAAGCAAGUCGGAGGUGCCAAAGCCGACCGCCGCAACGGCGAAUGAGAGCCACUCGAACCUGAUCGAAAUUUGGAAGAAGUCUGGAGGGCCACCAGUGGCUGCCUUGGGCAGGGCGAGCCAUGCCAAUCCCGACGACGACGACGAUGACGACGACGACGACUUCUAUGAAGACAGCGACAUGAAAGCAAAUCCAAACAUUAUAGAUGAUAUCGCGCCCAACUUUGCCGGAUUCCAGCAACACGUCACGACACUAAAUCCUGGUUUGGGGACGACACAUGGCUACCUCGUCGACCGCAUCGCGCACCAGCAGAUUAUCAGGUACAAGCACUUGUUGAAUGCCAAGGUGAAGCACUUGGGUCUCGGCGCGAAUUGUCCCUGUGGGUCACUCUGCAUGGCAAUGGGAGGCUCUGCCAAUGUCCUGGAUUCGCGGGGAGAUCCGAGAGGGCUCGACCCUUUAUCUACGCACCUGGACGACCCGGACGACGGUACGCCCACCGAGGGCGCCAUCACCCAGGAGAGCUUCCCGCAAGACAUACCCAUGCCUCCCACCCUGUACCUGCCGGCCGAGUUCGAAUGCCAGCUUUGCUAUCAGCGCAAGAAGUUCCAAAAGCCAUCAGACUGGACCAAGCACGUGCACGAAGAUGUCCAGCCGUUUACUUGCACCUGGGACAAGUGCCGUGACCCAAAGAUCUUCAAGCGCAAGGCCGACUGGGUGCGCCACGAAAACGAGGGUCACCGACACCUGGAAUGGUGGACGUGCGACGUCGACGACUGCCGCCACACUUGCUACCGGCGAGACAACUUCCUGCAGCACCUAGUCCGCGAGCACAAGUUCCUAGAGCCCAAGGUCAAAACGAAGGCGGCGAUGAAGAGGGCGGGCGGGAUGGACCCGACGUGGCAAAAGGUGGAACAAUGUCACAUCGAGACAAAUACACGCCCGCAGGAGGAACCGUGCCGAUUCUGUGGCAAGGUGUUCCCGACGUGGAAGAAGCUGACAGUCCACCUGGCCAAGCACAUGGAGCAGAUUUCUCUUCCCGUGCUCCGACUGGUCGCGGCCAAGGCGAAGGAGCUGGCGGCCGACACAAUCAUUAGCCCUGUCCAGGACCCCCCGCCGCGACCGAUGAUCCCUGCGCCGACAGCUCAGGCUUCUCCUGGGAUUCAGUAUCCCGGGGCGGCCCAGCAGCAGCAACAGCAGCAGUUCGCGGCCGGCCACCAGCACAUGGGGUACGGGAACCAGGGCCAGCCGUUUAUGUAUCCGGUGAUGCCACCGGGCCAGUAUCCGGCGCAGCACGCUGCGUUCUACGCGGCACAGUACGGCAACAUCGGACAAAGCCUGCAGCAGCCCGGGCUGGGCGUCGGUCAGAUGAAUCGGGGCUUCGAGACAAACCAGCGGAUACAGGGGUUCCCGCAGGGAGGAGUGACCGAAGCGUUCCCACAGUCGACUGCUCAGUACAUGGCGAUCAACGACAACGACGUAGAGCCUUUCCCGCAGCUGAACGCGUUGGGCCUGCAGAACGUUGGAACGCCGCAGAUGGGCGGGCAGAUGGGCUUUGACGCCAUGAUGGAUCCGUCAAGCGUCAAUGGCAGCCCAUUCAGCGGCCACGAAUCGCUGUCGACGUAUUCUCACUCUCCUCACCUGAAUGCCGGCGGUGGAGCCCACAAUGGCAACAGCAACAAUGGCGGUGGGGCUGGCGGCAACCAAGACCAGACUUGGGACGAGCGGCGGCUGACAGGUUUCCUUUGA